GGGAAGGAGGAGGAGAGGGGGGGGGGAUGGAGGAGGGGGAUGGGCAAUGGGGGAGCUCUUUGUAAAUUUAUCGCAAAUCGAAAGUAAAAUUUAUAAUCUCGCCACCUUUAUUAUUCGCGCGCGAGGCGAUUAGUUAAUUAUCAUUUAUAAAUUGUCGCGAAUUAUUUUGUUUAAUGUCGUUCGUGUUGACGCGUCGCUGAAUCGCGAUUCGUUUUGGCGGAGGUUUAAACUGAAAAAAAUGUCCGCAAAUAAGUCUAAAAAGAGCACCAAAACGGCGACUAAGAACUGCCCCCAAUGUGAACAACAGAUCCCGGUCGCUUGCAAGUCGUGUACUUGCGGGAACAUAUUUAUCAGCAGAAAACUCCUCAAUUUGGCCCAAGCAGACAAACCAAGACCUACCCCUGCUGUACACGUCGAGACAAAACCAGAGUCGAAACGCCGGCGGCCCGAACGCGCGCGCAGAGAUCGCUACGGCUCGUGCUCGGGGAAAUCGUCGGACGCGCGCAAGGUGCCAUCGGGCAGCAGCAGCAGUAGCAGCAGCAACGGCAGUGGCGGCGGCAGGGGUGACAGCCGCAAACGGGGUCGGCCAAAGGGAUCACCCAACAAGGGCAAAGAUGAGAAAGCAGAGAAAUCGGAGCGCGAGUACGACAUUUACGCCGGACUGUCCGAAGAGAGGGCAUUCGUGUUCGCAGUGGCGCUUGCCGAAAUCAACCGUCGCAUACUGAACCAGAGAGUGGCUCUCUGACGCACGCUCACCCCUCAUCCCCCGCCCCCUCCUCACCUACCCACCCCUCCUUCGACGACCACCACCACUACCACCUUCCUCCUCGCAUAACCAGACAAUGGCCUCGUUUCCUCGUCACAAGCGGCGGUGUGAGCGACACAAAAACAAAAAUCCCUUCUGCGUAAAGACGGAAUCGUACGCUCUCGCGCGCUCUCUUCGGACGGCACACGUGCACUGGAUUCCAAGAGGCGCGAUGCAACUGAACGCGUCCCGAUUAGUUAUUUUUGUGCGAGCACUAUAUAUAUUACAAAAAAUCAUCCUUUCCCCCCACGCCCCACCACCCUCUUACCGUACUCAAAACUUGCUUAUUUGCGAUGUUUUUUGUGAUUUAAUUUUUUGUUGGCGCUGGAGACACGGCAUGUGUGUGUGUGUAUAUAUAAACACUCAAGCCAUCAUUGAAUCCCUUUUUUGGGGGGCAGGGGGGGCGCAAGUAAAACGACAUUUCCUCACUUGCACGGCGAACUACGGCACUACACUACUGUCUGACAUGCAUUGCAUUAAUGUUUUGAGAACAAUGUUCAUUUUUUUUUAUAUUUGCUUCGUGUACACACUUGAAUUGAGCUAUAUAAAAAUAACGGCGUUAUGUAUUGAUUGCAUUCAACUUUUGAUAUUUGGUACCAGUUUUAAAAUAAAGGAAAUAAGUAAAAAAAAAAGAUUGCACAUUUUUAAAUCCGCAUGUACUGGCAUCAUUAUGAAAGACUUUCAUUAAAGUAUUGGGUGAUAAUUG
Lethenteron reissneri (Far Eastern brook lamprey) is the source of this 1511-nucleotide messenger RNA. RefSeq names its product chromosome 52 C16orf87 homolog (gene HDIP1). The record is from RefSeq and is a predicted model, not a curated record. NCBI's taxonomy places the organism in Eukaryota, Metazoa, Chordata, Hyperoartia, Petromyzontiformes, Petromyzontidae.